AUGCUUCCUGCUGCCAUCUCUUGUUCAUUCACUUUCAUGUUGCGCGUCGCUACUCCACCAAAUGCAAUUGUAUUUGCUGAUGGACACCUCAAAGUCAAGGACAUGGUAUGUAACAUAGAUUGCAAUCAAAGAGGUUUUCUAUUGACUACUCAUUAAAAUUUGGUGUCGCCUUAAUCCAUUACAGUGCCGACCAAAAUAAAGCCAAUGGUUCUUGGGAUGGUCUUUCAUAAAGGUCCCAUUCUUUGGAACUUUAUGACGGUGUUUGCUUCACUGUCUUUGUCAUUAGUUUAUUGAAUUCCUAGUUACUAUCAUGGCUCCUUUGCUUUUGCAUUGGAAUGUUUUGUGACUGGCUGCUAGAAGAAUCACACCAUGGUGUUAACCAAUCAGAAAUCCAGCCAAAGCAAAUCAUAACUUGUAUGCACGUCGCAUUUUCCUACCCUUAGCACCUCCUAGCCAUUUGAUUGGUUCAUUGCAUAUGAAUUGUCUAUGCUUGCUGUUAUUGGCCAGGUUAAUAAAAAAUCUCACUAAAGCAAAGGUAAAAUUAAAAUACACUCUAAUGAAAACUGGCCCAGUCGCAAAGUCAACUGAGAAAUGAUUCAAAUACGACUCUUUUCUUUCGUCAGGCAAAAGCUGGUAUCGUAAUGAAUCUCCUAGCCGUGACGGUGCUGAUAAUUUGUGUCAGUACCUAUGUGGUCCCUAUGUUCAACUUAAAAACUUUUCCAGACUGGGCUGGAAAUGCUGGAAAAGCAGGAGGAGGCUCUGGCACCAGCUCUAAUGUCACGCUUGUAUGUCACAAUGUGACAACUGCAAUCGCUAACCUCACCUCAUCAUAGCGUGCACGCGCCUCUUUCAUGACAAUCAAACACGUGAUA
Messenger RNA from Porites evermanni, 872 nucleotides. The record is from the annotation of a GenBank genome assembly. NCBI's taxonomy places the organism in Eukaryota, Metazoa, Cnidaria, Anthozoa, Scleractinia, Poritidae.